Messenger RNA from Porites evermanni, 408 nucleotides. The record is from the annotation of a GenBank genome assembly. Lineage: Eukaryota; Metazoa; Cnidaria; Anthozoa; Scleractinia; Poritidae.
AUGUACGCGUAUCACCCAGUAGAGGCUAUAAGCUUGGGCAAACUUCCAGAAAACGAUAGACAAGAAGUUUUGCUCGACGUGCGCGCUGCACUUGAAAGUAUUGGAGUCACAACAGCCAAAGAAUUUUUGAUCUAUACCUUCGUCACUACGCGGCAUGAUUCUGAGAAAUUCGAAAGGGGCUAUUACGAGAUGUAUACCAGCGAAAACGAUCAACAAUACAAGAAAUACAUGAAUGUGGCAACCGGGCCGGGGAUAACCACCAUUGACUCGGCUAAUUUAUGGUUUCCAAUGGGCGAUGGAAAAUUUAAGAUCACACUGAUUCAUGCCUCAAGCAAAAAGACAAGCAUCAAGAACCCUCAUGCAGCUGAGCAGUGGAGCGACGUUUUCCUUACCGGUUACAGGAAUUGA